AUGACUCUUUUCACUAUAAUCUUUGCUUCAUCAGUACCAACAAUACAAUCGACAUCAAUUAUUGAUUCUAUUGUUCAAUUAUUAUAUAUUUAUUUAAAUCCAAUAUUUCAAACUACACUUAAACAAUUAACUCAAUUAGUUUUUGAACUUGGUGAAAAACUUUCACAAAAUAUUCCAUAUGAAUUAGGUCGUUCCAAUAAAGCUACACCAGCACCAUGGGUUUCACAAUUAUUUGGUGGAGUAAAUUCUAUAGCAACACAAUGGAAUAAUCAAAUAACACAAUUUUAUACUAAUAUUCCAACUAUAUUUGAAAGAAAUGGUAGAACUUUACUUAAUUUUUCAACAAUUAAACAAACAUUAUACAAUGCUGUGGAUAAUCUUCUAGGAGAUUUAAAAAAAUUAUUUAUUGAUAAUAUUAGUGAAACAAUUCUUUCAAUUUUUAAUAGAUUUGAUUUAAUGGAAUUUAUUAAUGGUGAACGUGCUAUAUUUAAUAUUCAAAAUUCAUUAGAUGUGUUUCAACAAAAAGUAUCUGAUAUAUUUGAUAAAACAAAAGAACAAUUAAAUCGUACUAUUGAUGAUGCAAUUAAUUUUGUUUUAACAUUUUGGGAUGGUGUUAAAGAACGACUUCUUGGUUAA
Rotaria sordida is the source of this 636-nucleotide messenger RNA. Lineage: Eukaryota; Metazoa; Rotifera; Eurotatoria; Philodinida; Philodinidae. The record is from the annotation of a GenBank genome assembly.